CGUGUGUGUAUUCGGGAUGCCGCUUCGGCCACACAUCUUGGCCUGUCGUCAAGAGUGAUAACCACGAAACAGAAAAGGUUUAAAGGAAGUGAUGCUGUGCAGCUAAAUUUACAUCCAUAUACCAGGACCGGUAGCACCCAGCCAGCGGGUGUCCCCUUCCCAGGCCAGGCCGCAAGACAAGACAGCGCCGUAAUGGAGAACCAGGGCGAGACUAGGAAGUUGAACGGGAGCUGCUUGCUCUCCCACGCAACUGUGGAUCCGCAGCCGGCCAAAGAAAGUAUGCAGAUGAAGAAGGAGAUCUCUCUGCUCAACGGCGUCAGCCUCAUCGUGGGCAACAUGAUCGGCUCCGGCAUCUUCGUGUCUCCGAAGGGCGUGCUCCUCUACAGCGCCUCCUAUGGACUGUCACUGGUCAUCUGGGCCAUUGGCGGAUUAUUUUCAGUGGUCGGCGCUCUGUGCUAUGCGGAGCUGGGCACCACCAUCACAAAGUCCGGGGCCAGCUACGCCUAUAUCCUGGAGUCCUUCGGUCCGUUCAUUGCCUUCAUACGCCUGUGGACGUCACUGCUCAUCAUUGAGCCGACCAGCCAGGCCGUCAUCGCCAUAACGUUUGCCAACUACCUGGUGCAGCCGCUCUUCCCCACUUGCGAGCCGCCCUACUCGGCGGCGCGCCUCAUUGCGGCUGCCUGCAUAUGUUUGCUGACAUUCAUUAAUUCAGCCUAUGUGAAGUGGGGAACCAGGGUGCAGGACGUCUUCACAUACGCCAAAGUUCUCGCCCUCAUCGUCAUCAUCAUUACAGGCAUAGUGAAACUGUGCCAAGGAUACACUAUGAACUUUGAGGCGUCGUUCCAGGGUUCUUCUACAGACCCAGGAGACAUUGCCCUGGCCCUGUACUCGGCCCUGUUCUCCUACUCAGGCUGGGACACGCUAAACUUUGUUACCGAGGAGAUCAAGAACCCAGAGAGGAACCUGCCUCUGUCCAUUGCCAUCUCCAUGCCCAUUGUCACAAUAAUUUACAUCCUGACUAAUGUGGCUUACUACUCCGUUCUGGACAUGAGUGCCAUCCUUGACAGCGAUGCCGUGGCUGUGACGUUUGCAGACCACACUCUGGGAGUGAUGAGUUGGACCAUCCCCCUCGCCGUAGCUCUGUCCUGUUACGGAGGGCUCAACGCGUCUAUCAUCGCUGCGUCCCGGCUGUUCUUUGUGGGAGCACGUGAAGGUCACCUCCCGGACGCCUUAUCAAUGAUUCACGUGGAGCGGUAUACCCCGGUUCCCGCCCUGCUCUUCAAUUGUGCUAUGGCCCUAGUCUACCUUACUGUGGAGGAUGUCUUCCAGCUGAUCAACUACUACAGUUUCAGCUACUGGUUCUUCAUGGGUCUGUCUAUUGCCGGGCAGAUAUACCUACGCUGGAAGGAACCAGACAGACCCAGACCACUGAAGCUGACCCUGUUGUACCCCAUCAUCUUCUGUUGCUGCACUUUGUUCCUAGUGGCUGUGCCAUUGUACAGUGACACCAUCAACUCUCUCAUUGGCAUCGCCAUUGCCCUCUCUGGGGUACCAGUUUAUUUCCUGGGCAUCCAUCUGCCUGAAUCCAAACGGCCCCCUUACAUUACCAAGUUUCUACGUUCUUUUACACGCUUCACCCAGCUCACCUGUUUCUGCGUGCUCACAGAGAUGGACACCAGCGAUUAAAACACAACCCACCCCCAUAACCACAUACAUUCCUCACCAUGUUACCCAAGGCUUUUUUCACAGACACAAGGGAUCAGGAAAUGUACCUGUGGCAGAAAAAAGGGAUUAUUUCAACACAUUUUACACAACAGUCUACACCAUCUGUAUAUUUUACGAGUCGGGAAAUAUGUGCACGAACUGACACUUACUGAGAUGUUAGUCCGGACUGUAACUUCUGCCUGAUGGUUUAUGUGAAGCUAAGAAUUUGGCAAGGACAGACAAUGAAUCCAAGGUCAACAGACCAGCGACCUUGUCAUCAGACUUGUUGUUCAACAGAGUUCAGAGUGAUAGACCACAUUAUCUGGUCAGUUUCUAGUGUCGUCACCCUCCCACAUCUGCUGACUGAUCUACUUUACUAGACUAGUUUAUGUGCAGAGGGGAAGAAAGCCGCAUCAGGGAAGUUUGAAGUGGCCUUUCUCAAGGGCAUGGGAUCCAUUUAAAGUGGAACUACUGCUCUUCAGCGUUGGGUUCAUUUAAACCUAGAUGUUGGACAACACAUUGUUCUAUUAUUACAAAUGGUAUUAUUUAUACACUUACAUUUGCUGCCUUGUUAAUAUGCAGUGCCUGUCAGUGAUAUGGCACCAUUAGGUCUGUUUCCCAAAGGGACAAACAGGUUUUUAUUGUUAAAUUUUAUGUGAGGCGAACGUCUGUGUCCAUUGGAGUUUAUGGAUGAUUGUUUAUUGGUUAUGGUUUAUUGGAAAAAGGGGAACAAGACUGUCUGCUGUUGUGUGAUUUUUCAAUGUAGCGGUCUUCUCAUCCUUAUUAACGGUGUUACUUCAGUUCAACAAUGUUCAUUUCCCAAUCAUUUGCAGAUUGAAAGAUAAUUUAGCAUCAUCUAUACAGUCUGAUGUAACAGUAUUCAUCCAAACAUGCCUUUUCUUUAACGGGGCCGGACCUCAAAUGUCUGUCAUAACAGUAUAACCCUAAAACCCAAUCAAACCCACGGAGAGGAUUUUUAUGUAUUGUGCGGUCAGGGAAAUUUGCAAUAGCCAGUUAAAUGCUGUCAUCUCUGCAAUGGCAAAUUAUCCUCUAAAAGCCAUUUUGUCACAGAUGAGGCCGUAACAGUACAGGUUAAGUAUGGACCUACUGAGGCAGCAACCACUACACAAAUGUUUACUUUAUUGUACCGUGCAAAGGAUCUCCUGGGCCAGCCUUACAUGAAGCCAGAAUAAGGACAUACACAGUAAAUAAGAAAGAUGCUGUAACUUCUAAUUCUAGCUCCAUGAAAUGCCCAAUAGAAAUGUGGCUAUUAAAAUUAAUUUAUUGUAUAGAUUUAUCAAUAAAAAUGUUUAAAACAG
Esox lucius (northern pike) is the source of this 3023-nucleotide messenger RNA. It is a transcript of the gene slc7a6, whose product is annotated as solute carrier family 7 member 6. Gene Ontology annotation, molecular function: L-amino acid transmembrane transporter activity. Bases 193 to 1686 code for a protein of 497 amino acids. Lineage: Eukaryota; Metazoa; Chordata; Actinopteri; Esociformes; Esocidae. Gene Ontology annotation, cellular component: membrane. The transcript has 11 exons. Gene Ontology annotation, biological process: amino acid transmembrane transport. The record is from RefSeq and is a predicted model, not a curated record.